Messenger RNA from Nilaparvata lugens (brown planthopper), 2462 nucleotides. RefSeq lists its product as uncharacterized. The record is from RefSeq and is a predicted model, not a curated record. Bases 171 to 2000 code for a protein of 609 amino acids. The transcript is spliced from 3 exons. Lineage: Eukaryota; Metazoa; Arthropoda; Insecta; Hemiptera; Delphacidae.
ACAGAUAUGAUGAGUAUCCAGAUCUAAUAGUUGAGCCGGAUGGAAGACCACCGAAAGACGAUUUUAAUAUUAUUUCUGGCCGAUUUAUUGUGGACGGCAAACAUCUUGUGCAAGAAUUGAGAUCUUUGGACUACCAUAGAUACGAGUGUGAAAAAAGUGAUAAUGGUUAUAUGACACUGGUGUCUUCAACUUCAAAAUCAUUAGAAUGGACAAUGAAGUUCAAAUGCCCGCAUUGCCAGAAAUGUAAAGUGAUUACCAGUGAUCCAAGACCUGAAGUUGCGCCACAAGAAUGUCCAUCAUUGCAAAUGACACUAAUUGACGAAGCAGUUUGGGGGUUUGCAUCCAUUGGCUCAGGUCACAGAAAUAUGGAAGAGGUUCUUACUACAAUGAAUGUAUUACCGCCAAAUGAAAAGACUUUCAAAAAGACAGAGGAACGUUUGGGAAAGGUUUGGCAGGACGUUUUAUCCCAAUCCAUGAAGCAAGCUGGUAUGGAAGAAAAACAACUAGCCAUAGCAAAUGGAGAUGUGACCACUAACAACAUUCCUCACAUAACUGUUGUAGUGGACGGUGGUUGGUCUCAUCGCAGUCAUGGACACAGAUAUUCAGCUAACUCCGGAGUGGUAUGUGUGAUAGGCCUUCGGACUAAAAAGCUACUGCACAUAGAUGUGAGGAACAAGUAUUGUUCUAUGUGCAGUUACUUGGAAAGAAAAGGUGUUUCCAGUGUUCAGCACAAUAACUGCUACAAGAACUGGGAUGGGGCUAGUGCUUCAAUGGAGUCUGACAUGGUUGUUAGCGCAUUCAACUCCAGUGAGGAAAUUCAUGGCCUUCAGUAUAGAAAAUUUAUCGAUGAUGGAGACUCUAGCGUCCACCAGAAGGUAAUUGAGAUGGUGCCAUAUGGGCGGUAUGUUGAAAAAAUAGAGUGCAGCAAUCAUAUGAUUAAGAAUUACACUAAAAGACUGUACAAGAUAAGAGAGGAUGGGAUCGUUGAAAAGCGAGUCCUGAAUCAGUCAGUUAUAAAAAGACUGAAGGCUGCAGUGCGUGGAUCAGUAGCACAUUAUGCAUCUGAUAAAAACAUUGAAGACUUGAAAAGAGACUUGAGAAAUGGUCCAUUCCAUGUAUUGGGAUAUCAUGGAAACUGUAAGUCAUACUUCUGUAAAGACAUUGACACCGGGAGUAUGAUUGAAGGUCAAACACUUAAUGUGCUGAAAAAAGUAGAAAUUGCUUUGAAACCUCUACUUCUCAAAGCAUCUAUGCUAUGGCAUAACAAGACCAGCAACUUGGCCGAGAACUACAUGUCUCUUGUUGCUAAGUUCUGUGGAGGAAAACAAGUCAACAGAGGAAAGAGAGGAUCCCUCAACUACAGGUCAAAUGCUGCUGCACUCGAGUUUCAGUUUGGCCCAAUGUGGCACUAUCACACAAUGAAGGAGGUUUUGAAAAAGAGUCCAGCCCUUCUAGUCAAAAAAACUUGUUUGAGUCGUGUGAAAAAAAACUUAUCAUGUAGAAAGUCUUUAUUGAAAAGAUUUAGAGAUGGAAAGAAAUAUGAUAGGAGGGUGAAGCAAAGGAGUACAGGUUUGAAAGACUAUGGACCACUGUGCCAAAAAAUCGAUAUGGGGGUAGAAGAAAUGGAAGAAGAAAAGACAAACUUGUUGAAAUCUUUGGCACUUUCUCAAGAUGAAAAGAUCAAACUAGAGCUGGAAACACGUGGACAAAACGAGAACAACCGGUGGCUUCAAGAAAGAAAGUUACGUGUUACUGCAUCAAACUUCGGUUUGAUCAGUAAAAGAUUGCAUAGGUCAAAAUGGGCGCCAGUUGUCAAACAAUUAUUAUACAGCAAGGUCUCAAACGAUGCUACGUUGUAUGGACAGCUCCACGAACCAGCUGCCAUAAAUGCGUUUCAAGAAAUGGAAGAAAUUCAAGUUCAGCCUUGCGGUUUGUUUGUUGAAAAGAACAUGACUUCUUGGCGGCUUCACCUGACGGACUGGUCGGAGGUGAUAAUCUGAUUGAGGUGAAAUGUCCGAAGUCAGCUGAAAACCUCACUAUCAGCGAAGCCGUGAUCAAAGUGAAAUCAUUCUGCUUGGAAAAACUACGUUGUGGAAACGUCCGUCUCAAGAAAAACCACAAUUAUUAUUACCAGGUGCAAGGGCAACUACAUGUAGCUGAUAAAAAAAUCUGUUAUUUUGUAGUAUGGACAAAAAAGAUAUCCAUAUCGAAAAGAUCGAGAGGGAUGACAGGUUUUGGACCGAGAAGAUGGAGAAAAAAUUAAUUUAUUUUUACCAUCACGCCUUGUUGCCAGAGAUACUGGAUCCUCGAACGUGUCGAAGUAUGGCAAUCAGGGAGCCAUCAAUCCCAUUUUCUCAUUUUUAAAUGAAGUCUCAUUGAAAAUUAUCAAAUCUAUUGGUUUCUUGUUUGUCCUUCUUGGUUCCUAUAAAAUAAACAGCUGUAAUAACAUUAAAAAUUAAGAA